This is a messenger RNA of Schizosaccharomyces japonicus yFS275, 1148 nucleotides long. Its product is annotated as ubiquitin conjugating enzyme E2-C. Gene Ontology annotation, molecular function: ligase activity; ubiquitin-like protein conjugating enzyme activity; ubiquitin conjugating enzyme activity. Bases 87 to 623 code for a protein of 178 amino acids. The transcript has 5 exons. Gene Ontology annotation, biological process: positive regulation of mitotic metaphase/anaphase transition; deactivation of mitotic spindle assembly checkpoint; ubiquitin-dependent protein catabolic process. The record is from RefSeq and is a predicted model, not a curated record. Lineage: Eukaryota; Fungi; Ascomycota; Schizosaccharomycetes; Schizosaccharomycetales; Schizosaccharomycetaceae.
UUUACUUAUUGUUUCUGGCUUUCAUGAAACUCUCCUCUCUCUCCCGAGCAAACUCACCGAAUCCCAAUCCCACAAUUCCAGAGCCAAUGGACUCAGAUAUGCAAAACCAAAGCCCAGAUUACGAAGCAAACGCCAAGAACAUGUCGAAGAAUGCUAUGCCUGUAGAUGGACACAGUGUUACUAAACGUCUUCGCAGUGAAUUGAUGAGUUUAAUGAUGUCCAACAUUCCUGGAAUUAGCGCUUUUCCUGAUUCGGAUUCCAAUCUUCUGCAUUGGGCUGGCACCAUUGUUGGUCCUGCUGAUACGUACUACGAAGGCUUAAAAUUCAAAAUUUCUAUGACUUUCCCUCCAAACUACCCUUAUACAGCGCCCACAAUUGUAUUUACUUCUCCUAUGUGGCAUCCUAAUGUUGAUAUGAGCGGUAAUAUCUGCUUGGAUAUUUUGAAAGACAAGUGGUCUGCAGUUUAUAAUGUUCAGACUAUUCUUUUAUCUCUUCAAAGUUUGUUGGGUGAGCCUAACAACGCUUCUCCUUUGAACGCUCAAGCCGCUGAACUUUGGAGCAAGGAUCCUGUUGAGUACAAACGCUUGUUAAUGCAACGCUACAAAGAGAUUGAUGAAAUCUAAAAAAAAAUCUGCAAUCGCAUCAGAUUCUCAGGUUACUUCUGUUGUACUCUUCCGUAAUGCAACACGAGUUAUGAUUGUCUUUUCCUUUUCAGUUGUUCCUUUGGGCGGACAAUGCUUUCGUUAAGUUGUCAUUCAGCAUGUCAACAUGGCAAAUACUGGUUUCCUAUUACUUUGCCUGAUGAGCAGACACAGUAGGUUGUUCUUAACACGUGAACAACGGUAUGGAGACGUCUGGUAAUACGACGCGAAUUUGUCUAAUCUUGUAGCAAACAACUUCGUGUUUUAUGUGUAAUCCUAUGUGCUGGUUUGCUUUUCCUUCCUCAAAGCCAAACUCGUUCUUAGGUAAAUUUCUGCGAAACUUUUUACUCCAAAUUUGCUAGUGUUUUAAAUGCUCAUGUGCUGUCUCCGCCUACAUGAACCUUACAUAUUUACGCUUGUAUUCUUUAGUGCAUACAUUUUAUUUGUUGAUGAAAAAGGUUACAAGUGGGACAUUGGGUAAAAAUUAGUAGAGCGGGUCUGUUCUUG